UUGAUUGCGACUAUUGAAUAAACCGAUAUAUAGCACUUAUAUUAAGUUACACCAAUGCAAUCAUCACUGAAUCAAUCAAUCAAUAUGGCUAUGAAUCCUAAUCAACAACAUAUUUCAACUGAAGAUUUAAACCGCUAUAGACAUUUUCUCAGUCAACUUGACUCCCAAGUUAACAAGCUUGGGAAGCAAGUAAAUGAUGUUGAGCAGUUUUACCAAUCCACUGAUGUUCAACAGAAUGAUUGCAAAUACAAAGGCAGGGAGAAGCCUCCUACCGGAUCUAAGAAGGCGUUGAAACGUGCUUCAGAAGAUAUGCAAGCGGAGAUGAGGCACAAUUUUAACAAAAUAUUCAAUGAGAUAGCUAAGGAUAAAUGGGCGUGGCCAUUUUUGGAUCCUGUAGAUGUUGAAGGUCUUGGGCUGUAUGACUAUUAUCAGAUAUUUUCUUGA
This is a messenger RNA of Medicago truncatula (barrel medic), 444 nucleotides long. RefSeq names its product transcription factor GTE1. The record is from RefSeq and is a predicted model, not a curated record. Bases 55 to 444 code for a protein of 129 amino acids. Lineage: Eukaryota; Viridiplantae; Streptophyta; Magnoliopsida; Fabales; Fabaceae. The transcript has 4 exons. Gene Ontology annotation, molecular function: protein binding.